UUUUCGCCUGAGCGCUCGUACGAACCCUAAGCUGACCCCAACCUGCGAGAGAGCAAGAGCGAGAGCGAUCGAUUGAGGGAGAUUCGAAGCGCCCAGCCAUGGAAUCGGCAGCUCGCAGAAGCGGAGGCGGCCUUCUCGAAGGCUUCUACCGAGUCAUCAUGCGCCGGAACUCCGUCUACGUCACCUUCAUCGUCGCCGGAGCUUUCCUCGGAGAACGGGCUGUGGACUACGGAGUUCAUAAGCUCUGGGAGUACAACAAUGUCGGGAAACGGUACGAGGACAUUCCAGUCUUGGGUCAAAGGCAAUCAGAAGAGUAAUAUCGGUCCUCCUGACAACUGCAGCAUGUAUUUAUGCUUCUGAGUUCUUGGAGGAUGCAUUUAUAUUGCACUUUUCAUUCUUGAAUAAGUUUCAUGCACAUGGGUACAUCAAAACUUAAUUUUGUAACCUUGUGUUGCUAAAAUGUUUCUCUUUUGUGGAAUCAUCAGUGGCAGUAUUCAGCUAUCUCUUCCCCAGCAGUCUCUGUUACCUGUGUGUCUGCUCUUUGAUGCAAUCCUGUAACAACAAUUUAAAUGUUGGUGCUUGUGCUCCGGAGUCUUUCUGCGUGGCUUUUAUUUGAAUAUUGCAAGAAGAAGAAUCACAGCUUGAACUCCAGAUUCUUUCUGCA
This is a messenger RNA of Eucalyptus grandis, 664 nucleotides long. Its product is annotated as cytochrome b-c1 complex subunit 9. Gene Ontology annotation, biological process: mitochondrial electron transport, ubiquinol to cytochrome c. Bases 99 to 317 code for a protein of 72 amino acids. Lineage: Eukaryota; Viridiplantae; Streptophyta; Magnoliopsida; Myrtales; Myrtaceae. The transcript has 3 exons. The record is from RefSeq and is a predicted model, not a curated record.